This is a messenger RNA of Ostrea edulis (European flat oyster), 5004 nucleotides long. Its product is annotated as inositol polyphosphate-5-phosphatase A-like. Gene Ontology annotation, biological process: phosphatidylinositol dephosphorylation. NCBI's taxonomy places the organism in Eukaryota, Metazoa, Mollusca, Bivalvia, Ostreida, Ostreidae. The record is from RefSeq and is a predicted model, not a curated record. Gene Ontology annotation, molecular function: inositol-polyphosphate 5-phosphatase activity.
UUUCCUGACAGAUGGCGCGAACUUUAUCGGAAGUGACGUCAAUUGUCUGCUGGCAUGCGAAGGCGGAGCAAAAGAUUUGGAAAAAAUAUGGGAUAGAUCACAAAACAUGGAUAUUUUGUGAAUGGAAUUCAUGUGAAAUUUCUGCAAUGCAAAAUUCAAAUUUUUACUGGAUGAACUAUAUUGCUUAGAAUGGAGGAAAGUUACACGAGAGUGCUACUUGUUAGCGCGAACGUUGGGUCUAUUUUUGAGGACCCAGAGCAUAUGUUAAAGUUGUGGCUAAGGGAGUUCCUAAAAUGUGUUGCGUACUAUGAACCUGAAUUUGUGGCUCUACAUUGUCAGGAGGUUGGAGGGAAAAACUAUGAGGCCUCUAUGCAACAUGUCAACCAGUUUGUCAAGGCAAUGCUAGGUUGUGAAGAACUCCAGAAGUACGAUAGAGCCCGAGUGUUUUUGGAUGAAGACUAUACUGCAGCAGACAAGUUCACGGCAUUGGGUAAUCUAUACUUUAUUCAUGAGAGCUUGGAGGAAGUGUCAAUAUGGGAUUUUGUUGAAUGCAAGUUCAUAUCUGUAGAAGGACGAGAGGUUUUGUCGGGGAAUAUAGAAAAUGUUCAGAUUAAGGAGAAGGCCAAAUUUCCACAAGAUUUCUUCCCUGAGUUUAAGUGGUCAAGGAAAGGAUUUAUCAGAACAAGAUGGAAUGUCAAAAAUUGUUUGUUUGACUUGGUAAACAUACAUCUGUUCCACGACGCGUCCAACAUAGUAGCAAUGCAAAGAAGUCCCUCAGUGUACAGUGACAAUAGAAAGGCAGCAUUCCUUCACACCCUACAAAGGUUUGACCAAGACCAGUAUGACAAAUUCCCUAUGUUUAUAUUUGGAGAUUUUAAUUUCCGGCUUGACAUAAACCAUCUUGUUCAGGAUAUUACAGCUAAAACCAAAUCACAACAAAUCAAGGGCAAAAAAGAUCAAGUGUCGAAGAUUGUAUACACAGAAGAAGGCAAUGGCAAGGUUGUUUUGACAGUGGAAACCAAGGGAUUUGAUCACCAUGACAAACACUCAGAGGUCUUUUCAAAAAGGGCAAAAAGUUUACAGCGAUAUGAUGUUGAAAUGCAAUCCUACAAAGAAAAAAUGUCAGAAUUUGAAAUUUCUUUCCCUCCAAGCUACCCUUUUUGUGAAGAUGUAAAUGAUGGAUUGUCGUACAUGAAAACAAGAUGUCCCUCUUGGUGUGACAGAAUACUGUUGUCCCACAGUGCCAAAAAUAUAAUUGUUAAUGAUGACAAACACAAACCUAAGUAUGACAUAAUAGGACGAGAGACGUGUAUGGGAGAUCACAAACCUGUAUAUUUAUUCCUGCACCUCAAAAGGAGUCAAGGUAAAGAAAACACUUCCAAACACUGCCUCAAACCAUCAUUGUCUGCUACUCUGUCCAUUAAUGGGGAACCAGUUGUAGUGAAAGACAUUAAUGAGAUAAACAUUCAUGACUUCACUACAUUUGCUAAUGAGCAAGCACUCCUUCCAGAAUUCAAAAGCUCCAUACGGCUCAAACCUUCCCUUCAAAAACCUUCCUUUGACCAUCUAACAGAUGGCUCCUCUGGUAAACGGCGCUCAUCAUUUGCAAAUAUUGCAAAACAAGUUGUUUGCAUGGAAAAAGUGUUACUAAAUUGGCCCCGGCCUAGAACACGGCCAAAAACGCGGCACCAUAGCUCGUCAUCGGAGGACAUGAAUGAAACGGAAAGUGAGGAAGACUCAAAUGAAAACAAAAUACCUGUAAAUUAUGAGUCGGCCAGUACUACCCACUCUGAUCUGUCCCCCUCCUCCUCUCAAAACACAAGCCCUGAGAAAAAUAUAACUGGUGGUGGCAGCAAUACAGCAGCUGUUGUAGAGCAUGAUGAUGUGUUGUGUGUUGUCUCUCCAAAUAAUUUGCAUGAGCAUGAAGGGUUUGUUAGGAAAUAUCAAGAUGGUAGCACGGUAGAUGAAUCCUUGGAAAAUUCCACGUUGAUGGUAAAUGGAGAAGAGAGAGAGAAAUUUAGAAUCUUCGGGUGCCAGAAGACGACUGUGUCCAUGUCCGUGCGUGUUGUUAUGAACCUCCCAUUGACCUGUGUUUGGUGUUCUCCUACAGUGUCAGCACCUGAACUUCUGCAAUUGCCAACAGCAACAGAAGUCAUUAUUCCAAGUACCCAGGUCAAAAUAUCUCACGUGGACACAACCAAGUACAUUCACAUUCGUCAACAGAACGGAACCUCAACACGAGUGUUCAGGGAAACCUCUGUUUGACCCAGAUUUAAUGUCUACCACCUCAGUGAUUUUUAUUUUAAUUCUAUCCGUACCUCAUUUGUGUUUAUCAAUAAUCAGUGUUUAUAAUCAUUUGUGAAGAGGGUAUCCUCCUAUCCAUAUCAGUUCCUUUAGUGACACAAUCGGCUAGCACUGUUAGAUUUAGAUUGUUUUUCAGUGAUCAUAUGAUUGAUUGCAGUAAACCAUAUUUUAUUAAUGUUUAAUCAGUGUUGGUUUAUCAUAUGCAUCAAACAAUUCUAUUGAUUGUUGUUAAAUGGAGUCCCAAAAUCAGAUAGCUUAGUAUUUUAUCAAUAUCAUUUAUGUUUUUCUGUGCAUUUUUAUACUAUCUAGCUUGUGUUUGCUUAAUUAUACCCCCUGCAAACGAAGUUUGUUUACAAUAGUUGUGUGUGAUAUGUUUAUGAUACACAUGAUCCCGUUCAGGUGGGUAGUGUAGGCAUUGAUUUCAAGAAACAUUUAGAAUUCACUUUGUCCUGGCUGUUGCAGACAGGAUGGAUGAAUUGCAUAGUAAUUUCCAGAAUAACCUUUAACCUUGAAACUCAAGUACUAGUUUGAAUACAGUUUAUAAUUUCUGGUUGAAUUUACUACCACUGAUCUCUAUUGAAAAAAACCUUCAGAAGUAUUUUUUUGUUGUUGAGUUUUUAGGUUUUAAACCAGGGUCAGUAAUCUAAUAUACAUAUUUGAAUGUCAACCAUUGCUCUUUCAUAUGAUCAUUUGACCUUGGUUCAAGUUUAUAUCUCAAUACUCGCAUAUCCAUAUAGAUAAUGUGUGAUUAGUCAUGUAAAAAACACCAUAUAAAGUAGUUAGACAAAGAUGAUUGUAAUUAAUAUCAAUACUCAUUCAGAACCAUCCCAUUCAAAGAAAUAUACUAUUGCAGUGUUUUGUGUUUUGGGUAGAUACAGAGAUAGAUGUUUUCUCCUUGGUAUCUGCUCAGGUAAUACAGCUGUUCCUAUCAAUGAAACCAGGUGUAUGAUUUUAUUUAUGUGUUGGAAACUCUGCUGUAACCUGCAGGGACAAAUCUUGUGUUCAGUAGAUCUAUUUAUUUACCUACGCAUAAUACAAUAAUUGUGUAAAUAAUACUAAAUAUUUCCCCUUUCUCAAAACCUCACUUUGAAAUCAGGCAGUGUGAAAAGCAGUUCAAUGCCAUUUGAUCUUUUCCUUUUGUACACUAUGAUAUAUUUUGUUUUUCUGGGUAGUCUUUCUUUUCUGUAUACAGGAGUGUAAAGACUGUUAUUCAACACAAGAAGUGAUUUGAUAAAUUCUAACAAUGUAUUUGAUUAAUGCAUGUACUCGUGGUAUAUGUUCAUUUUAUGUAAUGAAUUUAUAUAGGUCAAGGAAUAUUUGAAAAAGAAACUUUGGACACAAACCUCUAAGAGAUUUAAAAUUACGAUUUUCAGGUAUAUUGAGAGUUUUGUUUAAGAUCCCAAAGGGAAGUGUUUUGUCGCAGAGUAUCCAUGACAUGAAGGAAUGUGUCUAAAAUAUUUUGCACCAUAUGAUUAUGUAGUUGAAUGUUUUGAAAAUUAGCUCACAUAAAGUAAUAUAGGUAUAUGGACAGAAUCUUCAUAACCCAUCAUUUUCCAUUGUAUGUUUCAUCUAUGUGCUAGAUGUAUAUUUGAUACUUUAAUCUAAUCAGUAUAAGUUGUCUAUAUACAAGUAUGUUAUUUUUUUUUUAAUUUGAACCAAGUUUUUGUUAUUUUUGUGUACAUGUGUAUCCAAAACCUUUUAUGUAUCUGUUAAGUUUUACAGUACUAAAUGUUUUCCAAUACCAGUCUCUCAUUUGACAAGAUUUUAUGUGGAUCUGAAAAAUACUGAUGGUUACCGUUAGGUUUAUAUGAAUAUUCUGUGGAAAUGGGGUGAAAAUUGAUUUGCACAUUACAUGGUGACGUUGAAAAUAGCGGUGUUUUUUUUUUUAUUAAAGAACACCUUUUACAGGAUUUAUUGGUUACACAGGUAGUGAACAGAGUUAUCUUUCUUUGGCAAUUAUUGUAACUUGGUUUUUUAUCCGUCCACUUUAAACAAAUUGGAAAUUUUCCAUGUUUUUAUUGAAAGUGAAAUGGGAAAGAAUCAGACACAAAAGUGUUAUAAACAGUUAAACUAGAUGAUCCUCCCCAACUCCCAGUAUACUUUGCUUUGUUAUACUCGAUGUAAUCCUUCCAAAUCCCAAGCUUGAAUUGAUCCAAUAAUUAGGUGCUUAGUGUAUCCAAUAUCUUAUCACCUGCUCGUGUGUCUGCAGAUUUCUAAAACUUUAUCUAUACAGAAAAUGUGUUGUCUUGUUGAAUUCUUCUUCCUGUAAUGAGACAACACGUGUACCAAAGCUUAUAACACCCCUUCAACCUCCACCCCCUACUCCCAGUCUAGAAAUGAAGACGGUUAUUUAAUCUAAACUGUGUACCAAAGCUUAUAACACCCCUUCAACCUCCACCUCCUACCCCCAGUCUAGAAAUGAAUACGGUUAUUUAAUCUAAACUGUUGGGCAUUUGAAGUAGGUCUAUGCAAUAUUUGGCAGAUUGAUGUUAAUUAGUGCUUCACAGUCGGGACAUAUGUUCUGGGCUUAAGUGUCGGUGUUGUGCCGUUCUUUCCCUGUAGUUAUAUGCAAAGUAAAAUAUGUUCAUUAAUAUAUUAUUGAAUUUGUAAAUUAAAACCCUACCAUAUUAUUAUUUCAUUUGAGUAUCUUUUAUGUACCUAAACCGUAUAAGAAAAAAACAUAAAACCUUAUUUGAUUUG